This is a messenger RNA of Batrachochytrium dendrobatidis JAM81, 330 nucleotides long. RefSeq lists its product as uncharacterized. The coding region runs from base 1 to 330 and encodes 109 amino acids. The record is from RefSeq and is a predicted model, not a curated record. The transcript has a single exon. NCBI's taxonomy places the organism in Eukaryota, Fungi, Chytridiomycota, Chytridiomycetes, Rhizophydiales.
AUGAACAACUCAACUCAUCACAUAUUAAAACUACUACACUCCCACAUACUCAAACGAUCAUUUACCACUACCAACAGUCAUGCAGCAACAUCCAAACCCCUGCAUGGCAAGGUUCAAGAUCAUAUCAGCAAAAACUACUUGCUGUAUGGUGCAAUGUUUGGAGUAGCUACUAUUCUUGGUAGUUUCCUCUGUAGUCAGAUCAAAGAGUCAGAAGUCAAACUCAGGGCUGAUAUUGGUGAAAUCAAGACUAUGCUGACUCCGUUCAUCGUCAAAGUCAAGAUGAACAAGGAGAGACUUGAUGUUAAAGAAAUCAGACCUUUGUUGAAGUAA